AUGCUUGAUCAAGAAAUUAAACCAAAUGAAUACAGUGAAUUACGAAAUAUGUAUAAAGACACCAUCGAUUUGUAUAAUACAUUAUACCAGUUAAAAACGAAAAAUGAAGAAGAUUUAAACUCAAUUUACAAAAAGAUCAAAACAAUUUUGAUAAAUUCGAGGACAUAUUCUCCCAAACGCAUUAUUAGAGAUAUUUUAAGCAUAAUUGAAUAUAAUAAUCGCUAUAUGAAGUCAUACUUGAAACUUGCCAAACUUAUAUAUGAUGAUUAUCAUGUUACAAAAGUCAAAAAUGCAUGGGAUAUUUCUAAAUACCUAUUUUACAAAGAAUAUGGAAUUAGAAUAGACUAUCCUAGUGUUUGCGAAUACGCUCCUUUUUCAAAUCUCGAUAUUCAUGAAGAAAAUUCAAUUUACAGAAUAAUUAUGGAUAAUGACAAAGAAAGUUUCAUCUCAUAUACGGCACAAGAAGGUUUUAAUAAAUAUCGAAGAAUUGAGAACUUUUUAUUUCCAAUUUCAAUCGAAGGAUAUACAUUACUUGAAUUAUGUUGUUAUUAUGGAUCAGUUGAUUGUUUCAAGUUUUUGAGAUCGGAAUUUAACUCAGUAAUAACUCAACAAUGUCUAGAGGUAUCAUUUUUAGGCGGAAACCCAGAAAUCAUUAGCGAAUGUUUGAAAUAUAAAACACCAAAUAAAGAAUGCAUGAAAUAUGCAAUAAUUUCACACAACAUCGAUUUUGUUACAUUCUUGAUAAAUGAAUACAAUAUAAAGAUUGAUUUACAUUUUUGCAUAGAAUAUAAAAAUCUUGAAUCAUUUUUAGUUUAUUUCGAUCAAACUAAUAAUAUUAACAAGUGCUUCUUAUAUUCAACAAAUUUUAAUAUUCCAUCACUUAGCGAAUAUUUCCUUUCACUUGGUGCAAAUAUCAAUGAAAAAAAUAUGGAUGGUGAUGAAGGAACAGCUCUUCAAAUCGCAGUAACAAAUAACUGUAAAAAAUUAAUCAAUCUUCUUCUUUCACACGGUAUAAAUGUUAAUGAAAAAAAUUAUUAUGCAAACACAGCUCUACAUAUUGCAGUAAUUUUCAAAAGAAAAGAAAUCAUCGAACAACUUAUUUCACAUGGUGUAAAUAUCAAUGAAAAAGAUAGACGUGGAAGAACGAGUCUACAUAUUGCUGUAGGCAAAAAUAAUAAUAAAAUAGUGGAUCUUCUUGUUUCACAUUGUGUAAAUAUCAAUGAAAAAGAUAAUGAUGGAGAUACCGCUCUUCAUAUAGCGGCAUAUAAAACUAAGGAAAUAGUCGAACUCCUUAUUUCACAUGGUGCAAAUAUUAAUGAAAAAGAUAGACAUGGAAGAUCUGCUCUUCAUAUUGCAGCAUCAAGUUUUAAUAAAGAAAUAGUCGAACUCCUUAUUUCACAUGGUGCAAAUGUCCAUGAAAAAGAUAACGAUGGAAGAACAGCUCUUCAUAUUGCAGCAUCAAAUAUUAAUAAAGAAAUUACCGAACUCCUUAUUUCACAUGGUGCAAAUAUCAAUGAAAAAGAUCAAUGGGGGUCUACUGCUCUUCAUAUUGCUACAUGUUAUGGUAGUAAAGAAAUCAUUGAGCUUCUUCUUUCACAUGGAGCAAAUAUUAAUGAGCAAGAUAUAUAUGGAACAACUGCCCUUCAUAUUGCAGCAGAAAAUAAUUGUAAAGAAACCAUCAUACUUCUUCUUUCACAUGGAGCAAAUGGUUGGCAUUCCAUGUGGUUUUUAAAAUCAUUAUGCUGGAUAAACUAG
Molecule: messenger RNA, 1755 nt
Organism: Trichomonas vaginalis G3
Lineage: Eukaryota; Parabasalia; Trichomonadida; Trichomonadidae
Product: cyclin-dependent kinase inhibitor 2C-related family
Exons: 1
Coding region: 1-1755 (584 amino acids)
Molecular function (GO): protein binding
Source: RefSeq, a predicted model, not a curated record